UGAGCGGAACCAUCCGUCCAUCACGAUAGGCGGGGGGAAGACAAAGGCCGCUGCACAACCGCUCGGCUCAUCGGAAGGAGAACGUCUGCAACACGAAACUGACGAAACGACGCACAUGGACUCGCUCCGCCGGCGGGAGACGACAAAUGCAGACAUGUGUGAAUGGAUUGCACCGGCAUAUCUCUGAGAAUAUAACGUCUGGGCUCGCUCCCUCAGAAGUGCACCAGGUUGCAGUGACAUGGUAAUGAUUGUUGAAUGGUACAGGACGACUGUGGACCAGAAGAGCAGCGGGGGUUUGCCAAUGACUGGUGAAGACACUGGUUUGGGGUCUUUGGCCCCACCACUGGCGGGGUAUUUGGGAAAAAUUCAGGAAAGAGCUGCAUCACUCGAGCAUUGUCCCUGGUGUACUUCAAAGGGCUUAACCUAUGCUCUGCACUCAUACCGCAUCAACCUCCAGGAGUCAAUCACCCUCUGCACAAACCCACAGUGCCUUUUCCCUCUGGUCAGUCACUCCUUGGAGGAUGUUUUUGCUAGCUUGGUUCCUGUGGAGCCCACAGUUGGGAACAAAAGAAAAACCCUGUUGCCACUGGAGAAGGAAGAGCUGAUUAAACCCCCCCCCAAACGCCCACGAUCAAGUGAACCUGAUAGUUUUGGGACACCAAAUGUUACCGACACGCUUUACUGCCAAGCACAGCGUUGUGCUGUAAACACCGUCAGUAAUGGCCAACAUGCAGCACCCGAGGCAGAUGGUGAAAAGCUUAAUGGAUACAACAGGGUCUUUGAUUGUCCAGCUGCAGAGACACCAGUGGGGGCAUCGCUGCAAGUUGAGGAUGUUGUUCUGGAGAUGGAAACAGACAGUGCUGCCUGUACAGAGGGAUUUACUCCUCCUACAUACUCGGCCUCAGCUGGACACCUGCAGAGCUCAUCAGAAGCCUUGUUGACUGCUGGUGGGGAUCGUUGUGCUGCUCUUGUUAUGUCAGAGGCAGAGGAUGACUCCCGGCAGGUGAAGAGUCACCCUGAGGUGCUGAACAGACAAAGCAGUCUGGUCUCCAAUCAGUCCAACUUUACAAAUGUGGGCAUUUUUUCAACUGAAAUCAAUGGUCCAUCGCUUCAGCUCAAUGAGCAGACAGCAGGAACAAAGCAGAAAUCUCUGACUGCAGCCGUCAUCAAGGACAUAGCAGACAUUCAAUUAGAAAUUAAGGAUUUUUCUCCUACCUCACUAACCGACUCGGAGGAGUUUGUAUCGGUUCCCAAUCAGCUUUUCUGGCGGAACAGGGACAAGCUGUGUUGGCUGGACUCGCUCCUUGCUGCUUUGAUAAACUGUAGGAGCUUGAGGAAGUGUAAACCUCGAGAUGAGCCUCAGCGAUCAUCUGUCUGGCAGCUGAUGAGAGAAUAUGGGGACGUUUGUGCUGCCGUUCAAGUCCAUCAGACCAACAGUGAUGGUGUGAUGAGGGUGCCAAGUCAUGUGCUGCAAACGGCUAGCAAAGACCUACAUAGUCUCAGGAUGUCAGUCUUCAAUCUGCUGCAGCCUAAGCUGCACUGCAAGCUGGGUCAGAGAGAAACUCCGGUAUUCGCCAUGCCGCUUCUGCUUGCGUUGGACUCCUGGGCGGAGCCUCUCUUCCAGUCGACCUUUCGGUGGGAGUUCAAGUGCAGUGAAUGUAGAGCAACUUUCUCAGAAAGGGUCAUGAAAACUCUUCCCACCUUCACAAAUAUUGAGCCUGAUUGGAGCCCACUUCAUGCAGUUCAUCUGGCUCCGUGCAAUGUUUGCUGCAGAAAGAACCAGAAGAGGACGAUGAUACUGGAGAAUGUGUCUCCAGUGUUUAUGCUGCACUUUGUCGAGGGGCUCCCUGACAGUGACAUCCGAAUGUACACCUUCACCUUCAAAGGAAGACGAUACUCGGUCACCACUGUCAUACAGUACGACCAGCGACUGAAGCACUUUGUCACCUGGAUGAGUCGUUCUGACGGGUCGUGGCUGGAAUACGAUGAUUUGAAACAUCCAGGAUGUAAGACCCAUCAGAAGCUCCCGGUCCCUGCCCAGGAGAUGCACAUCGUCUUUUGGGAAGUGGAGGAGGAUAAAGAGCCUCGUCUCUGUUCUCCCUCCAGCACAUUUACUGACUCUCCCCCAUCGAGAGCUGAGAAGAGCCCGACUCUAAACAUAGCAGCAGAUGAAGUGUUGGUUUGCUCCCCCGAUCAGUCUCUCCUCACACAUCACGACACUGACAUUAUCUCUGUGCUGAGCAGCAACAUCAUGGACACGACCAUUCCAGCCGACACAUCGAUAGGUUCCACGACGCUGCUCGAAACCUUCGAGGGCCUCAGCCACAACGACAUCAUCACACUCACGCUGGUGGAGUUAAAAACGGAUUCAGAGAUGACGCCUGCACAUGACGACAAGCAGACUCAGGAUUUGAACGACCCCUGUAAGAACCAAACGCUCGAUGCAUCACCGGACAGCUCCUCUGCCGUAAUAGGUGGUGAGAUGUGUCACCCCCCCGAUGCCGAUCCUCCCUGCAUCUCCGACACUGAAUCUGGGGACGGCUCGUUGAACGAUCCGACGUAUGUGCCCGGCGCCAGGAAAGGACGAGGUAGAGGAACGGGCAGAGGCAAAGCUGUCGGUAGACAAAAAGAUAAAAAAGCAACUCCACCUGUUUCACAACCUGUGAUGUCUGAGCCCUCUAAAGUAACCAGUGACAAACCUGAGGCCGCUGCAGCUCAGGAGAAAACGCCACCAACUAAAACUGCCGUGCCAACGCCCCCCUCGCUUUCUACUGGUACCAGUCAGAACUAUCCCACAAUGCAACCAGCACUAGUUCAGCAUGCCCGCUGGUCCUUCCUGCUCAGCAAAAACCCUUUAAACCCAGUGACCAAGUCCAAUGCAAAAUUCACCCCCACCUUCACACCCACCUCGGCCACACAGGUGAAACCCACUCCCAUCUCUCGCUCUAUCCCCAAACCUGUGAAGAGACAGCAGCAGACUCCCGGAGGAAUCCUCCCGAAACCCCAGCUCAGGACGGAGGAGAGUGACAGUCUCCCUCCGAAAGCUGCAGAAAUGUACGGUGGAUUCGGCACCAAGAGCUCAAACGCACCGAGUCCACUCGCGUCCCCCGCUCCUCUCAGUGGACAAACAAUGCCGUUUUCACCCAUCACUUCUCUCUGCCAAAAACCACUAAUGAACACAACAUUGGUGCCUUCUGCAUUCGUCCCUACGCCCAAAAAGAACGGGCACCCUAAGUCUUCGAAGGUUCCUCCAGAUCUUAGUGACACGGACGCCCUCCGCUACAAGCUGCAAAAGAAACUGAAAGCGAAGAAGAAGAAGCUCGCCAAGCUGAAUCAAAUGUUGGGUCAUCCGCAGGGAGCGAUCCUCCCACCACACAGCACUGACCUGAGCUCUCCCAACACUGUUAGCUCCAGUACGUACGACGGCUCCACCUGCAGCGACUUCCUCUCAGAUCUGCUCUCACCCGCGACCACAGCCAGCAACCUGUCGCCAGACAGCACCGACUUCCUGGAGAUGCUCGCCAAAGGACAGGGUGGAGUCAACCAGUUGGACUACGGGGUUAACGCCGGUGGGGCAGUGUCGCAGGCAAGUGCUUUUAUGAACGGGGCCGACACUGAAAACUUUAUGGACGAGUUUCUGUCUCAGGCUGUGGCUCAAGAGCCGACCGGGCUGGAGAGCGAGGAUCUAAGUGCACUCGAUCUGUUCAUGUGAACCGUGAAAUACGUGUUCACUGCUGCACUGAUAACUUCCACACUGACUAACUGCUUUGAGAAAAUUAUGCAAAAUGUUGUCAUUUAAAUAUCGGGACCUCAUCAAUCAGGAGGAAUGGGUUCUUGCAGCCAGUAACGAUUUGGUAAAAACCCAAGAUGUGUUAAGAUCAGUUGCUAAUGAACAUCUCACCAAAUUCUUGAUUGUCGUUCUCUCUCUGGUUCGUUUGGUUUAGUCGUUCUCUUUAUCCUCUCUCCCACACUACACACACAGAUGUGCGUUAUGCUUGACAAUUAGUGACGCUAUUAUCAAGACCACACACGGCAACGUGGUUAAAACUGUUCAUUGAAACUACUGUAAAGUCGCAGCACAGUGACCAUGGUUUAGGUUUGAUCCUUAUUCAAAUUGACAAUAACACAUUUAUCCACUGAUUGAGCCUUAAGUCACAAACUGAUAUCUUUAUAAAAUAAAGGCUGUAUCAUAAAAGAAGAAUCUAGAUUCUUGAAAUUAAGUUAUAUCUUUUGUUUAAUGCACUAAGGGAAAUGAAUGCACAUCUCGCUCCAAAUAAACCACCUGACAAUGAUUUCAGAUUUUAUCAAACGCUUCUGAUCGGGUUCAAACCCACAUGAAAAUGUUAUUUGCCUGUAAAAGUAUAAUUGAUAAUUUCUAAUAACUUCAUGAAGUUUAAAUGUGUCAACAAUGUUGGCUAUGAUUUGUUGAACAAAAUUUGCUGACGGCAUUUUGAUGAGUUUUCUCCAACUCUUGCACUUUUGUAGUUUGCAUGUACUGUAUGAACGAGGUUGUAUGAAGCUGUCGUGUUUUCAGCCAAAGCUGUUUGUUUGUUUGUUUGUUUGUUUUGUUUUUCUUGAAAAACCACUUGAAAGUUCUUGGGGACGAAGUUUCUUUUUUUAGGGUCGUUUAAUAAAUACUCUUAUAUGUA
This is a messenger RNA of Paralichthys olivaceus (Japanese flounder), 4649 nucleotides long. RefSeq names its product ubiquitin specific peptidase like 1 (gene uspl1). Gene Ontology annotation, cellular component: Cajal body. Gene Ontology annotation, biological process: protein desumoylation; Cajal body organization. The record is from RefSeq and is a predicted model, not a curated record. NCBI's taxonomy places the organism in Eukaryota, Metazoa, Chordata, Actinopteri, Pleuronectiformes, Paralichthyidae. Gene Ontology annotation, molecular function: SUMO binding.